This is a messenger RNA of Bolinopsis microptera, 879 nucleotides long. RefSeq names its product dipeptidyl aminopeptidase 4-like. Gene Ontology annotation, molecular function: serine-type peptidase activity; dipeptidyl-peptidase activity. The record is from RefSeq and is a predicted model, not a curated record. The transcript has a single exon. The coding region runs from base 1 to 879 and encodes 292 amino acids. Gene Ontology annotation, cellular component: plasma membrane. Lineage: Eukaryota; Metazoa; Ctenophora; Tentaculata; Lobata; Bolinopsidae. Gene Ontology annotation, biological process: proteolysis.
AUGACCUGUCUUGGACCAGGUCCCCGUAAUCGUGUCUACCUCUUCAAAACUAGUCAGACUAAAAGUUUUAUGAUCAUACGAACAAAGCCGGACAAAGAGUUGAAAACUCAGAACUCUGUAGUUGAGGAGAUAAAAAGAGUCAAGUUGGGAGAAACGUGGUUUUACGUCAAGUUUUACAAACCGAGUAACUUCAACCCGAGAAAGAGAUACCCGGUGGUGUUUGACGUGUACGGAGGACCCACUAUGAACAAAGUCAGCACCAAGUAUAAAGUCGGAUAUGACCACUAUUUUGCGGGACGGUAUAACACUAUAGUUGUCACCAUGGAUGUGAGAGGUACUCCCGGAAGGAGCGACAACUUCCAACGAGCUAUUUAUAAGAAAUUCGGCACUGUCGAGGUAACUGACUCGAUUGAAGUUAUAAAGUGGGUCAGUCGGGAGCCGUACAUAGAUUCGUCUCGCAUGGGUAUUAUGGGAGCUUCUUACGGUGGGUACCUGGUGUUGAAGAUCAUUGAGGCGGAGCCGAAACUGUUUGUGGCGGCGGUGUCGUCUGCAGCGGUGUCAAACUGGCGGUGGUACGACACGGCGUACACGGAGCGGUUCAUGGGACUGUACGACAGGAUGGUGUACGAACGUGCUUCAGUGGUACCGGACUUGAAGAAAAUACCUAACAACGUGUUACUCCUGUUACACGGACUAUCGGACACAAACGUGCUUAUUAGACAUCACUGGGCAGUGGUCAGGGAACUAAACUUGCGUCAUAAAAUAUACAGUCAUUACGUGAAACCAGGCCAGACUCACAGACUAAAACGACUGUUUCACACUUUACUUUGGUUUAGAAAGAGGCUUUGGAAUCGAGGAAGACGGUGUAGAUUCGGAUAA